Molecule: messenger RNA, 2909 nt
Organism: Solea senegalensis (Senegalese sole)
Lineage: Eukaryota; Metazoa; Chordata; Actinopteri; Pleuronectiformes; Soleidae
Product: kinesin heavy chain-like
Exons: 18
Coding region: 1-1956 (651 amino acids)
Molecular function (GO): betaine-homocysteine S-methyltransferase activity
Source: RefSeq, a predicted model, not a curated record
AUGUGGAGCUCGAUAAGGCCUCACAGCUGGAGGUGCAUGUGGAACCAGAGCUGGGCUCAUCGCUGCUGGGAUGGUGAGAUCAACUACCAGAGCCAGAUGGUGGAGAAGCUGAAGGAGCAGAUGCUCAACCAGGAGGAGCUUCUUGCAUCAUCCAGGGGUGACAGUGAGAAGGUGCAGUCAGAACUCGGCAGGCUGCAGACAGAAAAUGAAUCUGCAAAGGCAGAGGUGAAGGAGGUCCUGCAGGCCCUGGAGGAGUUGGCUGUCAACUAUGACCAGAAGAGCCUGGAGGUUGAGGAGAAAAGCAUCCAGAACAAGCUCCUGGCUGAGGAGCUUGCAAAGAAAAUGAGUCACCUGAUGGCAUUGGAGGCAGAGCUGUCCCGUAUCCAAGAAGUGAGCAGCCACCAGAGGAAACGCAUCACUGAGAUUCUCAACGGGCUCAUGAGGGACUUGAGUGACUUCAGCACCAUCGUUGGAAACAAGGAUAUCAAGCUGCCCAUGGAGAUUACCGGUGCGAUCGAGGAGGAGUUCACUGUGGCUCGCCUCUACAUCAGUAAGAUAAAGUCGGAGGUGAAGUCCAUGGUGAAGCGCUGCCGCCACCUGGAGAACCUGCAGAUGGAGUGUCACCGCAAGAUGGAGGAGACGGGGAGAGAGCUGUCCUCAUGUCACCUCCUCAUUUCACAGCACAGGGCCAGGAUCCGCUCUCUGACUGAGUACAUGCAGAACGUGGAGACGAAGAAGAGACAGCUGGAGGACAGCUACGACUCUCUGAGUGAGGAGUUGGCCAAAGUCCAAGCACAAGAGAGUGUGUCACGGAUGACCAGGGGGGAGAGUGAAAAGUCGGUCCAGGAUUACUGUGAUAUAAAGAGAGUUCUGGAGCAGCAGAUGGAAUCGCACCGUGAAAUGCACAGCAAACAGCUCGGCCACCUGCGAGACGAGAUCAUUGAGAAGCAGAAGAUCAUUGACGAGUUAAACGACUGUAACCAGCAGCAACAGCUCGAGCUGGAGCAACUGCACGUUGACUUUGAGUGUCUCAGGAGCCAAGAACAUCACAAGAGCCGCCAGCUGGAGGAACUGACAUUUCUUAAUGAGCGGCAUGAACAGUCGAAGCAGGACCUCAAAGGGCUGGAGGAGACGGUUGCUCGAGAGCUCCACACCCUGCACAACCUCCGCAAGCUUUUUGUGCAAGACCUCACAUCUCGAGUUAGAAAAAGUGCAGGGAUGGAGCCCGAUCAUACUGGAGGAUACAUCACCCAGAAACAGAAAAUUUCCUUCCUUGAAAACAACCUGGACCAGCUUACAAAGGUCCACAAACAGCUGGUACGUGACAAUGCAGACCUUCGCUGUGAGCUUCCAAAACUGGAGAAACGUCUUCGGUCUACAGCUGAGCGAGUUAAGGCCCUGGAGGGUGCACUGAAGGAGGCAAAAGAGGGAGCCAUGAAGGACCGCUGCCACUACCAGCAGGAGGUGGAGCGAAUCAAAAACGUGAUGAGGACCUACAAUCCCUUCCGCCGGCCCCAUGCUGCACAGAUUGCCAAGCCGGUGCGUCCUGGUCACUACCCAUCCUGCUCCCCCAACAAUCCAUUCUUCAUCCGGGGCUACAACGAUCACCCCGUUGCCUUCUCCGCCGCUGUUUCCCACAACAGCAACAACCAACAAGCAGCUGCUCCUGUUAGUCCUCCAGUGCCAAAGAGUGAGAGCCGCUUACCUGAGGCCAACUCCAACCAGAACAUCCCUGUCAAACAGCUCGUCUCGCAAAACGACGAGCUGCGUGACAGCAAUGCUCAGAACAACACACUUCCAGCUGAACCAGCGAGCCAAGCAGACAACAGCACUGCAGAGAUGCUUGAUUCAGAAAAUGGAAACACCACUGACAUCAAUGACAACAGAACUGACGUCUGUGACAAUCAGGACCCAGCUAAACUGUACAGCCUGCAGCUGGACGCCUCAGCCAGCUAAUAGUCCUGAGCAGGCAGAUAUUUUUCUAAGGCCUCUUGUGUAAAUCUGCAUGCAGCUAAUCCACUCCUCCCAUACUCUCACUGCUGUACCAGAACUCUGUCUCUCAUCUCCCCUUUGCUCCCUUGGUUUGCUCCUGGAUUGCACUGCAUUGCAAAAACCUGGCAGCUCGCACCCAUAUCGCUGCUGCACCCUCCAACACAUCACCUGGUCUACAAAGAAAUGUCAUAUAGAACGGUGUUAUAGGUAACCACUGGCAGUGCUGUUUCAGAGCGGACACCAAACCGGUUCAUUAAACUGAAAUUAAUCUUUUCUAUAAUUAUUCAACCAGAGUAUGGAUCAGCAAUGUGUGUUAAACAUGAAUAGUGUGGACUUUAGCCUCCCUUUACUAAUAUUUAUAUGUUUGACUGUGCAUGUUGAUGUUGGUCUUCAGAUCUUCAUGGAAAAAUAUACAAGAAAAAGGGAACACAAUAGUAAAUCAACCUUAUCGUCAAACAUUUCAGUCAAAACACCAGUGCGAACGAGUCAAAACUAACUUAGUCAUGUUUCUUUAAAGAAUUAACAAUAUUCUGCAUGUUUGAUAUUGUCAGCUCAUUCCAUUACAAAACCAAACACAAUGGGAAAGAGCACAUACUAAAAAUGCCGUAUCAUGCAGUGUUAAAGGGAAAAGAAAAGAGAUCCUGUAUCCUUAAUCGAAUAUGCUUCAAAAUGUAAUGGGUCAUUAGAUUUUCCUUAGGCCAGGCCCAACCCCUGCACAACAUUUCUUUGGAAACAGUUCAGUAGUUUUUGAGUAAUCCUGCUAAGAGACAGACAGACACCAUUGCCUUCCUUUAAAGGUCAUUGUGUUAUAUCAUUUGACUGCAAACCUGUCUGUGGCUCUCGGCCACAAGCCUGUAUAUUUGUACUGAGGACAUAAAUAUUUAAUAACAGGCCAAGAAUUUAUUGUUUCCUUAAAA